Molecule: messenger RNA, 10141 nt
Organism: Astyanax mexicanus (Mexican tetra)
Lineage: Eukaryota; Metazoa; Chordata; Actinopteri; Characiformes; Acestrorhamphidae
Gene: nrxn3b
Product: neurexin 3b
Exons: 23
Coding region: 710-5794 (1694 amino acids)
Source: RefSeq, a predicted model, not a curated record
CCCGAGCCGUAACACUGAAAGACUGGCGCGAGCUUCACAUGAGACCCGGCGGACUGAUGUUGAGAGGGGCGCUGGGCGGGUUAUCGGGGGUCUGUGCGCUGCGGGGUCUGCUCUUACCGCCGGUCUGUAGUAGCUGCGCGCGCCAGUGUCGGUGGGCGGAGCGGCGGCGGCGCGCGCUCGGGAGGACGGGCUGGUGUAGCGGUCAGGACUGAGCUCAGAGAUGCUGAAGCGCGCGGACUCUGCCCGACCUGCAGCUCUGGAUUUGACCUUCACACAUCACUGCAUCUCCCACACGUUUCCUACAGAUACUACAGGCUUCAGGAUCACCGAGGAGCACCGAGGAGACGCUGUUCCCCUAAAGGUGUAACGUGAAGAUACCCAAUGCUGUGGUUAGCUAUGUGGGAUUACUAUGAAGUAAAAUCAAACAUGGAGGAUCUAUUUUCUAAACCCAAAAAGCAGUUGAAAGCAGUGUCAUCAAGCAAGCGUCUUUAACAUUAGCAGAGCAAGUUGAGUAGCUCUUUUUGGAUGCUGCCAGAUCAUUUUUUUAUUUAAUUACCAAUGCCUGUAGCAUCUAAAGGAUAUGUUGACUCCCCUGUAAUGCCCUUGUCAUCUAAAUGGCAAAUCAUUUAAGCAACUUGGGCAUUUAAUGAAGGCAUAUUGAAAUGUAUUCUUAGCCUAAAGUACUGUGGAAUAAAAAUACAUUUUUACCAUGCCUCCCCUUUGUCAACCAGCUAUUGUAUUUUUCCUGCUGAGUACACGUCUCGGCAUGGGCCUGUGUCUGGAGUUCACAGGCUCUGAGGGCCAGUGGGCUCGCUAUAUCCGCUGGGAUGCCAGCACCAGAAGUGACCUCACUUUUCAAUUCAAAACGUCUGUAUCUGAUGCUCUAAUACUCUAUUUUGAUGAUGGAGGCUACUGUGACUUUCUGCUUGUAACUAUUGCAAAAGGGAAAAUAAAUCUUCGUUUCAGUGUGGAUUGUGCAGAAACUACAAUAAUCUCAGAUAAAAUGGUCAACGAUAGCCGCUGGCACUUUGUCACCAUAAGCAGGCACAACCUGCGAACAGUACUGACAUUGGAUGGAGAGUCAAAUGCGGAUGAAGUGCGACCACAGAGGCAAUUCAUGAAGAUUGUCAGUGACCUUUACCUUGGGGGAGUUCCUCAAGACAUCCGGAUGUCCACACUAACGCUGCCAGCCGUCAAGGAGAUGCCUCCAUUCAAAGGGAUAAUUACUGACCUGGGUUAUGGCAGUCAGGUACCUACACGCUUGGAGAGCCAAAAGGUUCAUCUUGAGAUGGAGGGCACGUGCACAGAAAAUCCCUGUGAAAACGGAGGCAGCUGUAUUGUGGCAGAUGGAGAAUCAUACUGUGACUGCUCCAAAACUGGAUAUGUGGGUCGUUAUUGUAAAGAAGCAGCCAACCUUAAUCCUGGUUUCGCACACAUGGUGAAGUCUCAACAAGCACGGGAGGAGAACAUAGCAACAUUUCGAGGUUCUGAGUAUUUCUGCUAUGACCUGUCGCAGAACCCCAUUCAGAGCAGCAGUGAUGAGAUCACGCUUUCCUUCAAGACCUGGCAGCGUAAUGGACUCCUCCUCCAUACAGGAAAAUCAGCUGACUACGUAAACUUAGCACUAAAGGAUGGAGCUGUUUCACUGGUCAUUAACCUGGGCUCAGGAGCCUUCGAGGCAAUCGUUGAGCCUGUCAGUGGAAAGUUUAAUGACAAUGCCUGGCAUGACAUCAAAGUGACACGCAAUUUAAGACAGCAUUCAGGCAUUGGACACGCUAUGGUGACCAUCUCGGUAGAUGGUAUCUUGACCACCACUGGCUAUACCCAAGAGGACUAUACCAUGCUGGGCUCUGAUGACUUUUUCUAUGUGGGGGGCAGUCCCAGCACCGCUGACCUUCCUGGAUCUCCUGUCAGCAAUAACUUCAUGGGUUGCUUGAAAGAGGUGGUCUACAAAAACAAUGACAUUCGUCUGGAGCUGUCUCGACUAGCCCGGAUUGCAGACCCCAAAAUGAAGUUGCAAGGGGACGUAGUCUUCAAAUGUGAAAAUGUACCUACUUUGGAUCCCAUCUCAUUUGAGACAGCUGAGUCCUUCCUCAGUCUUCCAAAAUGGAAUACCAAGCGUGUCGGCUCUAUCUCUUUUGACUUCCGUACUUCUGAACCCAGUGGAUUGAUUCUUUAUACUCAGGGCAAGCCUCAAGAAAAAUGGGAUACCCACAGUCAGAAGAACAAUAAGGUGGACUUCUUUGCGGUGGAGCUUUUGGACGGCAGCUUGUUCCUUUUGCUGGAUAUGGGAUCAGGAACAAUAAAAGUGAAAGCCACCCAUACCAAAGUUAAUGAUGGGGCCUGGCACCAUGUGGAUAUCCAGCGAGACGGAAGAUCAGGAAUCAUUUCAGUGAACAGCCGAAGGACAUCCUUCACUGCCACUGGGGAGAAUGAAAUUCUGGACCUGGAAGGAGAACUUUAUUUAGGAGGGCUGCCUGACAACAGGGCUGACCUGGUUCUGCCCACCGAGCUCUGGACUGCCAUGCUCAACUACGGCUAUGUGGGCUGCAUACGGGACCUGUUCAUCGACGGUCGCAGCAAAGACAUUCGGCAGAUUGCAGAGGCCCAGGGCAGGUCUGGGAUCAAGCCGUCCUGCAGCAAAGUGAGUGGCAAGCAGUGUGACAGCAACCCAUGCAAUAAUAAUGGUGUCUGCAAAGAGGGCUGGAACCGUUUUAUCUGUGACUGCACUGGAACUGGCUACUGGUCUAAAACCUGUGACAGAGAGGCAUCUAUUCUAAGCUUUGAUGGCAGUAUGUACAUGAAAGUAGUGCUACCCAAUGUCAUGCACACAGAGGCAGAGGAUGUGUCUCUGCGCUUCAUGUCUCAACAUGCCUUUGGCCUUCUAAUGGCUGCGACCUCCCGCAAUUCAGCGGACACGCUUCGGCUUGAACUAGAUGCCGGUCGUGUGAAACUUACAGUCAACUUAGACUGUGUCAGGAUAAACUGUAAUUCCAGUAAAGGCCCUGAGACCCUGUAUGCAGGGCAAAAGCUGAAUGACAACGAGUGGCAUUCAGUCCGAGUGGUACGACGUGGUAAAAACUUUAAACUCACAGUGGAUGACGAUGUUGCUGAAGGUCAGAUGAAUGGUGAUCACACACGGUUGGAGUUCAGUCAUUUGGAAACAGGUAUUCUGACAGAGCGACGCUUUGCCUCAUCAGCACCAUCCAGCUUCAUCGGCCAUCUGCAGGGACUCAAGUUCAAUAGCCUACUCUACAUAGACAUGUGCAAGAAUGGAGACAUAGAGUUCUGUGAGCUAAACGCUCGCUUUGGCCUGCGUUCUAUUGUGGCAGACCCAGUCACCUUUAAAACAAAGGGCAGCUUUCUGGGUCUGGCAACACUGCAGGCCUACAGCACCAUGCACCUCUUCUUCCAGUUCAAAACCACCUCUGCUGAUGGCUUUAUUCUGUUCAAUAGUGGAGACGGCAGUGAUUUUAUUGCGGUGGAGUUGGUAAAAGGGUACAUCCACUAUGUUUUUGACCUUGGAAAUGGACCCAGCCUGCUCAAAGGAAACAGUGACAGCCCUCUCAACGACAACCAGUGGCACAGUGUUGUCAUCACUCGAGACACCACCAACACACACUCUCUCAAGGUGGACACCAAAUCAGUCAGCCAAGUGGUCAACGGUGCUAAAAAUCUGGACCUGAAAGGAGACUUGUUUGUGGCUGGUCUGGGCCCCAACAUGUACCAGAACCUGCCAAAACUAGUUGUGUCUCGUGAAGGCUUCCAGGGAUGCCUGGCUUCAGUGGACUUAAACGGCCGUCUCCCGGACCUUAUCAAUGAUGCACUUUUCAGCAGCGGCCAGAUUGAACAUGGAUGUGAAGUUGGUUUCACCAAAGCUGACUUGCAAGGACCCAGCACCACAUGCCAAGAAGACUCUUGUGCCAACUAUGGAGUGUGCAUUCAGCAGUGGGAGAACUUCACUUGUGACUGCUCCAUGACCUCUUACUCUGGUGUGACAUGCAAUGACCCGGGAGCUACAUAUAUAUUUGGAAAAGGUGGAGGAUUAAUCACAUACACGUGGCCCAUCAAUGAACGUCCAAGCACAAGAACAGAUCGUCUGGCUGUAGGAUUCAGCACCACCAUUAAAGAUGGAAUUAUGGUUCGCAUUGAUAGUGCUCCUCGACUAGGCGACUACAUCAUGCUGCACAUUGAAGAAGGCAAUGUGGGUGUGAUGUUUAACAUUGGCACAGUGGACAUCAAUGUCAAAGAGACCUCUACUGCUGUGAAUGAUGGAAAAUAUCAUUUGGUUCGCUUCACCAGAAAUGGAGGAAACGCUACACUACAAGUGGACAACUGGGCAGUUAAUGAGCAUUUUCCAUCAGGCUUCAGUGACAUUGAGCGCUUUCAAAUGGCUAAUAAGAAAAUCCCUUUCAAAUAUACCCGACCGGUUGAAGAUUGGCUACAUGAGAAAGGUCGGCAGCUUACCAUUUUUAACACCCAAGCCACAGUCUCAAUAGGAGGAAAUGAUCGCAAAUUUCCAUAUCAAGGCCAGAUGUCUGGUCUGUAUUACAAUGGGCUGAAGCUUCUUAACAUGGCUGCAGAGGGUCAUGCCAACAUCAGGGUGAAUGGCAGUGUGCGACUGGUGGGGGAUAUGCCUACCAGCCGAAGCCCUUCACGCACCACCACAUCUAUGCCCCCUGAGAUGUCUACCACUUUCAUAGAGACCACAACAACCCUGUCAACAACUACAACUCGAAAGCAGCGCUCCCCACCCACCAUUCAGACAACAGAUGACAUUGUAUCAUCAGCAGAAUGUUCCAGUGAUGAUGAGGAUCUGGAGGAGUGUGACCCUGGGAAUCCAGGAGGCGAAUUAGUCAUCCCUGUUCUAGUUGAGGACCCAAUAGAUAUCCCUCCCGUUUCCACUCGGUCCCCAUUCAUUCCUCUCCCCCCAACCCUCCGCCCAUUUCUCACCAUAAUUGAGACCACCAAAGAAUCUUUGAGCAUUGCCACAGAGGAGGGGGUACCUUGUUUGUCGAACCGAGGCAGUGAUGAUUGCGAUGAUGAUGGGGGUGUUGAUGAUGGCUUGGUGAUAUCUGGGUUCGGAUCGGGGGAGAGAUUCGACUCUAGCCUCCCUCCUACUGAUGAUGAAGAUUUUUAUACCACCUUCUCCCUGGUAACAGAUAAGAUCUUGACCACAUCAGCCUAUGAAGGUGGCUACAAAGCUCUGGCACCCAAGUGGGAGACAAAGGAUUUUAAGCCUAGUAAGGCUUCUGAAGCAGGCAGAACUACACUUAUCCCACAUCUGCCAGAGCCCAGAAGCUCUGUAGUAGCAUUUGUCUCAUCUGAGGCACCUCCUAAAAUUCCUGCUGGCAAAAUGAACAACCGCGAUGUCAAACCGCAUCCCGAUGUAGUGCUGCUUCCUUUUCCCACGUUUUAUGAGAUGGAUGGCACCAAACCCAGAGGCCCACUCAUCACCCAACCUAUGGUUCGCAACGUGCCCAGUGCUCUGCCCACAGUUCCAGGAAUCAGAAAAGUUCCACCUGGCGCCUCAGAAGUUAUACGUGAAUCCAGCAGCACUAUGGGUAUGGUGGUGGGCAUUGUGUCAGCUGCGGCGCUUUGCAUUCUCAUCCUCCUCUAUGCCAUGUAUAAAUACAGGAACAGAGAUGAGGGUUCUUACCAAGUGAAUGAGACACGGAAUUACAUCAGCAACUCAUCACAGACUAAUGGUGCAGUAGUUAAGGACAACCAGCCAAGUAGGAAAGGCACUAGUAGCAAAAGACCAAGAGACAAGGACAAGGAAUACUAUGUAUAAAAGAAAGUCUGAGUCAUUCUUAUCUGUUGGUAUUCUGAAGUACACAAGUACUUGGCAAAAUAAUUGUGCACUGUAGCCCUGUACAGAACAUUAUGAUCAUCAACGGUAUUGGGCAUGCAUGUAAAAUGUGUUUAAAUUAGUGCUGGCAUCUUUCCAAGAACAAAACUAGAAAAAAGAUUUAGGACACAGGGGGCAUUAAAAGUAAGCACAAUUCCUUAUAAAAGUGGCUCAUUUUUUGUUCUUGCAAAAAUAAGUUAUGAAAGAAAUGUUUGAAGGUUUUUUUUAUUAUUUGUUCCCCCAUUUUAAUAUAAAAAAAAAUCAGUGUGACAAGUGCCACUUCAUAAAUUAGCAUUUUAAGGGAGAAAAAAAUAGAUAAAUGCAUUUCAGGUUUCCACUUUUUAAAUGACUGUAUUCUGACUACAGAAUCCUAUAAAUUUUUUGGUACUAUGAAAGUCAAGGUUACAUACAAACACGCCACAGCAAGUAACAAUAUAGCAAAAUAAAAUUUAUGCAGAAUAACAAACAUUUGUUUUUCUUAUAAUCGAUAUAUUUUUUUAGAUAUUGUAGACAUUUUUAAGACAUUUGUCUCAAGAUUUGUACUUGCGUACCUAAGCUCUUGUGACAGUAUCCAGUAUCUUAAGGAAUGGUCAAAUAUGAGGAAUUUGACAUUAUUAUAAUAUGAAUGUCAUCACAGUCCAAUUUGUCAUGCAGUCACACUGUUUGCAUAUCGUUGCUGCCAAAAUAUGCAUCUCCAUUUUUUCCAUUUUACUUUUUCUGCAUCAUUUGAAAACAGCAGCUGUCAUUUACAUUACUGCCGAAUCUGUCAUGAUCACCUUAUUUGGAUAGUACAAUUUAGCCUCCAGUAGAUCUACAGAUGUUUAUAUUAAAAAGCUAUCUGGUGAAACUAAAAUGUUUAUUCUAACCACUAUUAUGGAAAGGUUAAGAUUUAGCAUAAUGUUUUGAUGGGGUUUAGUGUUAAGAAAAAAUAAAGAAAACAUAUUUGAUAUUGAAUGUGGGAUAAAGUACCUACAAAGCUUCUAAAAUGUACUAUCCAAGUAUUACCAACAUUUCACAUUAACCUGCAAAAUCAUGUUUUUGCCUUCUUUAUGUAAAGUUAUCAUUUUGGAGAAACUUUUUUUUGUACAGUGAUGAUUUUUACUACAUAAAUACUAUGUUGUCAUUUAGGCUGAUACCAAACAUUAAAACUGUGGUUAUAUUAAUUUAUCUUUACAACUGGUCUAGUUGGUGAAACUCACCUACAGUGUGUACUUGUUUUACUUGCUGUAGCCCACAAAGAUACCGCCUAAAAGGACUUAUGCAAAUCAUGCAAUUAUCUCUGCACAUUCAUUAUUAUAUAUGAGGUUGGUGGGUUCACAAGGAGAAGACUGCUGAGAACUGUCAGUUGACAGAAAAUGACAUUCUGAGUGGUUUUCUUAUUACUGGUUAUUAUAAUAUUGCUUUUAAUUAUUAAAAUGAGUAAGAGGGUAAACAGGUAGAUGAUGCUUACUAUUUUACAACCUCAAAACAGGAAAAAGUUAGGACAAUAUGGGGGACAAAAUCAACAAAAAAGGCAGUGUUUCUGAAAUGUAUUUAUUUGUAGACACUAUAAACCUUAUGUAAGAUCUCAAGUUUCUCAAAACCUAUUAAACUAUUAUUCUCCAUCUUUUGUUUUCUUGAAAGUAAAUAUACAGAACAAAAUGAUAUAAAAAAUACUUCACUAAGAUAAAGUAUUCAUUUCCACCUUAAGUCCAAAUGUAACUAAACUAGGCUACAAUUACAUCUUGAGAGACUGGAUAACCAUGGCCUUAUUUUAUAACGAUAUAGGAGUGCAAUCACCCAUCACACACACAAACUGGUCCUCACAAAGUAUACAGGUUUAAAGUGCCAGAGUUUAAUUUCCUGUUUGAAAAUCACGACAUUGAAUGCAUCGAAUGAUGCAUGUAUAGAAUUUAUUUAUCCAGCAAUGGAUUUAAAAUCAAAGUACACGUAAGGAACACUGCCUUCAUUUAUUUAUUUAUUUUUCCUCAUGCUGCCAACUUUGUCUGAUUUGGGGUUGUAAGUACUUUAAGUUUUACUUUAUGUUCCAUUGUCUGUAAUUUGAUUUUCAUCAUGUUCUACUGACAUUGUGCAGUGUUAUUUAGGUUAAUAUUUUAUAACUGUUGGCUGAAUGUGAUGUUUUUUUUAUUUAUUUGUUUAUUUACUCUUUAAUUUUUCACCAUGUAGCACAGAAACAAAACUACAGUGGCAUGCAUAUGUUUGGGCACCCCUGGUCAAAAGUUCUGGUAUUAUGAACAUUUAAGCAAGUUGAAGAUGAAAUUAUCUCUAGAAGUUAAAGAUGACUAAUUCCCUUUACAUUUUGAUCAAAACAUUUUUUGCUUCUCUUAUAUUUGCAAAAUGAAAAGUAAAAGUUUGGGCACCUCAUGGUUAGUACAUACUAGCACCACCUUGGGCAAGUAUCAAAGCUUGUAAAUGCAUUGCUCUUUUGAGAUCUAUCCACAGAUGACAGUGAUGUUCAGGUCAGGGGACUGUGCAGGCCAUAAUGAAAGCUUUAUCUUGGGCCUUUUGAGGUAGUCUAUUGUGGAUUUUAAAGUUUUAGGAUCAUUAUCUAUUUGCAGAAUCCACCUUCUUAUCAACGUAAGCUUGUGGAUGGUGCUAUACAUUAAGAAUUUCAGAAUUUACAGAAUCCAUCCUUGAAUGAGUUUCAGGUGGUAUCAAAAUUUCUAAUUUCUUCAUGUGGAAGUUUUUUCUAGAUUCUAUCACAUAUGGUAAAGACUAUUUUGUGUAAAAAUGAGUCUGCUUGACAUAUUUUAUAGUUUUAAUAUUAUGCUGCACUUUAGUUAGCUUGUAUAUUAAGCCUGACAAACAGGCCUAAGACUAGACUAUUAAAAAAUUACACAAUGAAUAAUACCAGUCAACCUUAAUAAUAAUCGUCCUUUAAACAAAACUAAACCCUGAAGUCUUUAUGUAGGAUAUGGUCCAUUCCUCAUAUGUUUUGUUAAUGAUAGAGUUUAAGCUCUCUUGUAUGUAAAGAGUUGUAGCAGAGUCUGUGGACACUUUUCUCCAGUUUCACUCAGGUGCUGAUCUACAGGAAUGAACAGCUUGCUUAUUUAUUUUUAUGCUGUUGUUAAAUGAGUUUUAUUUUAGGUUUAGGUAUAGGUUUGGUUAUUGAACAGCUGACAGCCGUUCUGGAUUCUUCCAGAACAAGCAGAUUGCCAGUCCGCCCCUGGUAGGGAGCUGCUUAGAAGAACCCAAAAUAUGAAAUCACCUAGCCUUUCCCAAUGACAGUUGUGAACAUAAUCGUAACAGGGUUAUGGGGUAAGAGUUUUAACUCUAAAAUUGUAGUAAACUAAAAUAAUACACUGAUUUUGCUUAACAUGUUAAAAAGUGUGUUUCAUCUAUAACAUUAUGCCUUUAGGAGUUCUUCAACUUGCUUAACUGGGAUAUCCAAACCUUUGCAUGUCACUAUAUGUGUGUGUAUUUCGUUCUUUAAGAUUUUAAUUUAUUGUUUUAAUUAUUGUUUUUGUCCUUUAACUUUAAAUAAUUUAAUUUUACACUGUGUCCAGCAAUAAAAUGUUCCCAGAUAUUUUCAAUAUUAUUGUAAUGCUUCCUGUUUUUAAAACUAAUAAUUGUUUAGCUGUGGCCCACUGUUUCAACUUAGGGACUGCAGUCAUAGAGUGUGCUACUAGGGAGUAAACAUUCAACAGGACUUGAAGAGUUUUCGGAUUUUAAGGACAUGGCAGCUUACAUGAGAACAACACUCUGCUGUGCAAAUCACAAGGAAAAAUUAAAGCCAUUUUUGUUGCACUUCUACCAUUUACCAUUAUGAAGUUAAUUUUGUGCUAAACAUUUUACAAAAAAUAAAAUGUGAAAAAAAAAAAAAAGUUGCAAAUGCAAAGCAGAAAAAAAUCUAUCAAAUAUAUUUUUAGAUUUUGUACAUUUUUGUUUUUAGUACAUUUUUCUAAAAGUGUUUGGCUUAUGGAAUCUUCUGUUUAUUUUUCUGCUUCUGAGUUUCAGCACAAUUUUAUAGGUGUGUGGGUCAACUUGAAAUUUCUGUUGAUCACUUUUGGACAGACAGGUACUCUGAAAUGUAGUCUGAGACCUAGUUUUUUUUGUGUAUGGCAGAGCUGCUGGAAUAGAGCUGCUCUGCCAUAGAUCUGCUGGAAUAUAAAAUAGAGUAAAUGUAUCCAACUUAAAAGUGCAUGUGGGGUUGCAUGGAUUUCCAGUACUGAGCAGAUACAUGAAGUCAUGGCCGUCUCCAUGGCGAUGGACAGACAUUUGCUUCUAUAAGAUUGUGUGGGAAGUGUGGUUAAUUUAAUUAAGUUAAUUAAAACUGAAUCCAUCUUGUAA